AAUCCACCCACGUCACCCCUCCCCUCCACACCACACCACACAGUCUCUACCAAAAUGACCGACCUCACCGCCCCCUCCCCCACCGCUGACACCCCCUCGCCCCUCGAAGCGCUGCAACAACGCCACCGCAAAGAGCAGCGCGACCUCGUCUCGCGCAUCACACAGAAGAAGAAACAAGCCACCAAGAAAACACGCAAAGGUGUCAACGACGAGUGCGAGACGCUCGAGCGCGAGCUCCGCGAGAGACAGGAGGGGGAGGUGCGCGAGCUGAGCGGCGAAGGGGACGCAGGGGACGAGCACGAACAAGAGGACGAAGAUGCUGCCGACGCGGACGAAAUCGCCGACAUCCAACUCAGCGCCCUGAGCCUCAACGCCCCCAGCGCCACACCCAGCCCCACGCCCGCCCCCGCGAAGAAGAAAAACCGCCAGAAAGAGCGCCUCGCCCGCCGCGCCGCCGACCAAGCCGCCGCCAUCGCCGCCGCUGAAGAAGAAGCCGCCAACGCGCCCAACCCGCGCGAACAAGAAAAAUCUGCGUUCGAACCCCUCCUCGCGGCGCGCGGACUCGCGCUGCACGAGAUCCGCGCGGACGGGCACUGUCUGUACGCCGCGGUCGCGGACCAGCUGGGCGCGCGGGGGAUGGCGCUGGUGCCGCGCGGCGCAGACGCGACGCAGGGGCUGCCGCCGUAUAAGAAAGUCCGGUAUGCGGCGGCGGGGUGGAUUGAGGCGCAUGCCGACGAGGUGGGGGGGUUCAUGGAGGACGGGGUUGCGGAGCAUGUGCGGAAGAUUCGGGAGACGGGGGAGUGGGGCGGGCAUUUGGAGUUGCUUGCGGUGGCGCGGGGGUAUGGGGUUGUGGUUUGUGUGUUGCAUGGGGAUGGGCGGGUGGAUCGGAUUCAGGGGGAGGAAGGAGAGGGGGAGGGAGACAAAAAGGAGGAGAUCUGGUUGGGGUACUUCAGGCACAGUCACGGGCUGGGCGAGCACUACAACAGUCUGCGCAAGAAGGAGGCGUGAGUGCUGCUCUACACUGUAUUGUGUGCACGCACCCUCCCCGGGCCUUGGUCUCGGUCUGCGUACUACCACGCCCCUCAGACGUGCCGCCACACACUCACGCUAUCCCUCACCACGCCCUUCACGACCCCAACAUCGUGCGUCCGCGCCGGCACGUAAUGCGCAACCCGCCUCAGCGCACCCGGCCCCUCGCCGCGCUCCGACGCAACAACCACACCCCCCUCGUCAUACGCGAUCUCGGCGCCCGGCUGCUUGAGCAGCUC
Molecule: messenger RNA, 1268 nt
Organism: Boeremia exigua
Lineage: Eukaryota; Fungi; Ascomycota; Dothideomycetes; Pleosporales; Didymellaceae
Product: OTU domain-containing protein 6B
Exons: 1
Coding region: 55-1008 (317 amino acids)
Biological process (GO): protein deubiquitination
Molecular function (GO): cysteine-type deubiquitinase activity
Source: RefSeq, a predicted model, not a curated record